AUGUCAUUGCGGGAAAGGGCUGCAGCUCUCAGGAGAACGAUUGAUCGUCUCCUCGCAACAGGGGGCGACAUAGCAGUCCCCAUUCUCACGGCCGUCAACGCGGCCGCUGAUGUGUGUCCUCCUCUAAAGAGCGCGACUAGUGGUGCGCUCUUCAUCUUCGGUGAAGUCAAGAAGUUUAAGGAGAAUAAAAGGGAAUGGGCCGACUUUGGUAAAUAUGUGGUCGACACAGUGGCUGAGGUAGUUGCAGCCAUAAAGUCCUUUGAUGAGUCAGCGGAAGAGGCAAAGUCAUGGGUGGAGAGUGCUACAAAGCUCGAUGGCACGCUGCAGGAGAUCAAGUCCAAAAUCGACCAAAAACUCGCAAAAGUAGAGAAACGAUUGGCUUUCAGAAACACAUUUUCCCACUUCAGAGACUCCGGAAGGAUCGAUGGCCUAAAGAAAGAUCUUGACAAAGCAUUGGCAGCGUUUCAGCUUAGGACGAACUUAAGAAUUAGUCUCAGAUUAUCCACCAUAGAAGAUGGUCGAGAUACUCUGCAGGGCGACUCGAUUCUUGGUAGACUCCGAUACCCUGAUGUCGCUCACUAUGACUCAACCCAGGCAUGCUUAAAAGGUACUAGGGUUGAUCUCACGGAACAUAUUAUGGCUUGGUGUUGUAGCACUGGAGACAGCCAGAACCGGUUGAUGCUGAUGACCGCUGUGGCCGGCGCCGGAAAAACUUCAAUUGCGCACACGAUUGCAGAGAAUUGUAAAAGGGAGGCUACCCUGUUACUAGCCUUUUUCUUCAAGGCAGGCGAACAAUCGCGGCCCGAUUGUUUAUUCAGUGGCAUUGCUCAAGCUCUGGCCAACCGUGACCCGGAUCAUCGCAACUUCAUUGUCUCUGCCCUUCGAAAAGACCCUACUCUCUCAACAGCCCCAUUCACGAUGCAGUUCAAGGAAUUAGUGGCUUCGCCUCUCCUCCAUAAACCCCCGCCUUCCUACCCUCCAAUGGUGGUCAUCAUUGACGCUUUAGACGAGUGUGACAAAGAAGCAUUUGAGCCUCUUGCUAACAUCUUGCGCGAGGAAGUGCCGAGAUUACCGUCCUCCAUAAAAUUCUUUGUUACAUCAAGACAAUUUGAUCUUGUUAAUCGCUUCCUCUCGGCUCAUUGUCCUAUUGAUCGCCUUACCAUCAAUCUCUCGGAUGAGACAAACGUGCAGGACUGCGCUACGUACAUACGUUCCCAGCUGCAGAUGCUGAAGAAUUUUCAUCCCGAUGUACGGCAUAAACUUCAAGACGAGGGGAAAAUAGUACAGAAGAUCUUGGAGCGAGCGGGUGGCUUGUUUGUUUGGAUCAGCACCAUCUUUAGCUACAUGAAGAUGGCUAACAAGGACCCUAUGAAGAUAUUAGAGACACUGCUUGACACAGGCACCAAACGGCCAGCCAUUUCUGCUGAAGGAAUGAUGGAUCGCUUGUAUACAAGCAUUCUGAAAAAGUGUGAUUGGGAGGAUGAAGAUUUUGCGCAUGACUAUCCACUUGUCAUGGGAGCAAUCUUCGUGGCGCAACAACCUCUGUCUGUCUCAGCUUGGGAUACGAUUUUGUCGCCUUUCCUCAAGUCUUCCAUUCAAUACACGUUAGCCGAACUUGCACCACUCCUCUCAGGAGUUGAGGAUUGUCGCGUUCCGAUUCGCAUCUUGCACCAAUCCUUCCGGGACUUUAUCGUGGAUCGGAUCGAUCCCCAAUCAAUUAGCCUUCGUUGCGGCCCAGUAGACACGACGAUGGAGAAUGCCAAGGUUGCCCUGCGAUGCGCCGAGAUCUUGAACCAGGAUCUUUGCUCUGUAGAGAAUCUAGGACUCAUUAAAAACUUGUCCGAACAAGAUGAACUGCCACGUAUUCCUCCAGCGAAUUUAUCUGAGCACUUUCAUUACGCAUGUCGUCACCUUAGUUAUCACCUCAGUGAAGUCCAGGAACCGCCGCAGGCGCUGCAGGGCUCAAUCUGUGUGUUUUUCAGUCAGCAUGCAACUCGUUGGGUAGAAGUUUGUGUGAGAAUGGAAGGCUACAUUAGUAUCUCAGUUCUCCUGGAGUGGCAUAAGUGGGUUGUUGACCAAAGGUCAAAAGGUGCUAUCAAUGCGCUGGCCAAUGUGCUUACUCAGCUCCAACCGAAUUUGGAAUUUUCUUCAAGGUUCCAAGAGGCAUAUGAGGCAGCAAACGAUUCCGUAGCACUCUGCCGUCACCUUGUUGCCGUGGAUUCAGGAUCUUACAUGCCGGAUUUGGCCAAUUCACUCAAUAAUAUAUGUAACGCUCUUUGCAAACUCGGACGUCACCCCGAGGCACUCCCAUUCAUCGAAGAAGGCGUCAAACUCUACCGCCAGUUAGUUGCCGUCCACUCAGGAUGGUAUACUCCAGAUUUGGCCAGAUCACUCAACAGCCUAUAUUUAGUUCUUUCCGAUCUCGGACGGCACUCCGAAGCGCUUCCAUUCAUCGAAGAAAGCGUCAAAAUCUUGCGUCGGCUAGUUGCCAUUCAUCCUGGAUCAUACAAUCCCAAUUUGGCUUUGUCACUCAACAAUCUAUGUAGGGCUCUUUCCAGUCUCAAACGACACAAGGAGGCGCUCUCAUUCAUUGAGGAAAGCAUCAAACUCCAGCGACAGCUCGUUGCCGCCCACCCGGAAUCACACACCCCAGAUUUGGCUAUGUCACUGAAUAAUCUGCUUGGCGCUCUUUCCAGCCUCGGACGACACUCGGAGGCGCUCCCAUUCAUCGAAGAAAGCGUCAGACUCUACCCACUUUCCAAUCUCGGGCGCCACUCUGAGGCGCUCCCAUUCAUUGAAGAAUGCGUCAAGAUCCGACGCCAGCUAGUAGCCGUUCUUCCAGGAUCAUACACACCAAAGUUGGCCUUGUCCCUCAGCAAUCUAUAUAGUGCGCUUUCCAAACUCGGGCGGCACUCUGAGGCGCUCCUAUCCAUCGAAGAAAGUGUUAAAAUCCUGCGCCAGCUAAUUGCUGUCCAUCCAGGAUCGUACAAUGCAAAUUUGGCCUUGUCACUCAACAAUCUAUGCAGGGCUCUUUCCAGACUCGGACGGCACUCGGAGGCGCUCCCAUUCAUCGAAGAAAGUGUCGAACUCUACCGCCAGCUAGUUGCGGUUCACCCAAGAUCAUAUACACCUGAUUUGGCCAUGUCACUCAACAAUUUGUAUUUAGCACUUUCUAAUCUCGGACGGCACUGUGAGGCGCUCCCAUUCAUCGAAGAAAGCGUCGAAAUCCGGCGCGAACUAGUCGUCAUUCACCCAGCGUCAUACAGACCAAAAUUGGCUCUAUCCCUGAGCAAUCUAUACAGCGCUCUUUCUGAACUGGGGCGGCACCAUGAGGCGCUCCCAUUCAUUGAAGAAAGCGUCAAAAUUCGGCGCCAGCUUGCCGCCGUUCAUCCAGGAUCAUACACCCCAGAUGUGGCCAGAUCGCUCAACAUUUUGUAUUUAGCUCAUUACGCUCUCCAACAGCACUCCGAGGCGCUCCCAUUCAUCAAAGAGGGCGUCACACUUUACCGGCAGCUGGCAGCCGCUCACCCAGGAUCAUACGCCUCGGACUUGGCCAGAUCACUCAACAUUCUAUAUCUAGCUCAUUCCGAUCUCAGACGGUACUCCGAGGCGCUCCCAUUCAUCGAGGAAAGCGUCAAACUAUACCGCAAACUACUUUCUGUUCACCCAGGGUCAUACGCCCCAUAUCUGGCUUUGUCACUCAACAAUCUACGUGAUGCUCUUUCCAAUCUUGGACAACACUCAGAGGCGCUCCCAUUUAUCGAGGAAAGCGUCAAGCUCUACCGCCAGCUGGUUGUCGUUCACCCAGAAUCGUACACCCCAGGUUUGGCUUUGUCACUCAACAAUCUAUACGACGCUCUUUCCAAACUUGGACGGCACUCCGAGGCUCUCCCAUUCAUUGAGGAGAGCCUCAAAAUCCGACAGCAGCUAGUUGCCAUUCACCCAAGAUCAUACACUUCACAUUUGGCUUUGUCGCUCAACAAUUUAUAUUAUGCUCUUUCCAAUCUCGAACGGCACUCCGAGGCGCUUCCAUUCAUCGAGGAAAGUGUUAAACUUUACCGCCAACUAGUUGCCGUUCACCCAGGAUCGCACACCCCAGAUCUAGCCACAUCACUCAAUAAUCUGCACUUCGCUCUCUCUGAACUUGGGCGGCACUCCGAAGCGCUCCAGUUCAUAGAAGAGAGCGUCCAACUCUACCACCAGCUAGCCGCGGUUCAUCCCGCAUUAUACACCCCGGAUUUGACCGAUUCACUCGAAACCCUACGUGACGCUCUCUCCAAUAUCGGUCAUCAUCCUGAGGUGCAAAUGAUCCGUAUUUAA
Molecule: messenger RNA, 4320 nt
Organism: Cantharellus anzutake
Lineage: Eukaryota; Fungi; Basidiomycota; Agaricomycetes; Cantharellales; Hydnaceae
Exons: 6
Coding region: 1-4320 (1439 amino acids)
Molecular function (GO): protein binding
Source: RefSeq, a predicted model, not a curated record